AUGUUCGGGUCCAUCUUUGGCUUCGCAAUCCUCAAGCCGCUUUCCAAGGCGCUGCCAGACCGCUUCGGUGGAGGAUACUUCGGACCCAAGGAGAACGUCUGCUGCCAGAGCGCCGCGACGGCUGCGGGCUCACUCGGUCUCUUGUUCACCUCCGGUUUCCCCGCCGCGUACCAGCUCGGCCUCCUCGGUGCAGACCCUUCCGCGGAUUUCGGCCGUCUCAUCACGUUCACGAUCUGCUGCGCCUACGUCGGCAUCUUCUUCACCAUGCCUCUCCGGCGUCUGUACAUCCUCAAGCUCAAACUGACUUUCCCGAGCUCCGUCGCGACCGCAUACACGAUCCGCUCGCUGCACGUCGGGCGCAACGCCGCAGCGGUUGCGCGCAAGAAGACGUGGGCCCUCGUCAUCUCCUUCCUCAUCUCCAUUUGCUGGAGGGUGACGAGCGAGUAUGCGCCCGGCAUUAUGUGGGACUGGCACUGGAGCUGGUGGUUCUACCGCGCCGGCUGGGAAUGGAUCAUCUGCGCGGAGUCUUGGGGCUGGGUCUGGGAGUGGACCCCUGCCUUCAUCGGGUGCGGGCUGCUGGUCCCCAUGAACAGCUCAGGUUCCUUCGUGGGCGGCGCGGUCCUCGCAUGGGCGAUCAUCGGUCCUGCACUCGUGGCGACGAACCGCGCGUUCGGCGAGCCCAUGUCGCCCCUCUACCCGGGCUACCUCGACUACUCCAACAUGGACCUCCCCGACCCCGUCCACCGUCCCUCGCCUGAGUACUGGAUGAUCUGGCCGGGAUGCAUGCUCCUGCUCACCUCCAGCGUCGCCGAGAUCGCCGCGAACUACAAGACGAUCGUCACCGCGUUCAGCGUGCUCCUCGAGCCCGCGGUCGCGAAGGCGCGCCGGGUCGCAAACCUCCGCGAGAAGAACGUGCACUUUGAGAAGGAGGACGGCUUCUACGACCCCGUCCCGCCGGAGGAGCAGACGCCGUGGUGGAUGUGGAUGGGCGGCCUCGUCCUCAGCUCGAUCCUCACGAUGCUCGUCAUGAAGUACCAGUUCGACCAGAACCCGGGCAUCACCCUCCUCUCGAUCAUCUUUGCGUUCGUCUUCUCGCUCGUCGGCGCAGAGUGCGUGGGGCGCGUGUCCGUGAACCCUGUUACCACUCUCGGAAACUUCUCGCAGUUGAUCUUCGGCGGCAUCUCGAAGGGCUCCGGGCUCCCCCCGCAGCGGAACGAGCUCAACAACGGGCUCACGGGCAUGAUCACGCUCGCCGCAGCCGAGCAAUGCUCCGACAUGCUCGGCGACCUCAAAGCGACGCACCUCCUCGGCGCGUCCCCGCGCGUGCAGCUCUACGCGCAGUGCUUCGGCGCGCUUGUCUCCAUCUUCCUCAGCACUGCGAUGUACGUCGUGUUCAGCAAGGCGUACCCGUGCAUCAACACGCUCUCCUCGUCCGCGUGCGAGUUCGCCGUGCCCGACGUGAAGAGCUGGCGCGCGGUCUCGAUCGCCGUGUCCGGUUCGUCGUUACCCAUCCCGACGUCCUCCGGCAUCGUCGCGCUUUGCUUCAUGGGGAUCGUCCUCCUGAGCACGUUCGUCAAGUACCGGUACGUCCCCGUGGACAAGCAGCACUGGGUCCCGAACUGGAACGCGGUGGGGAUCGCGUUUGUGCUCGGGCCGACGAACACGUACCCCGUCGCGAUGAUGUUCGGGAGCGUGGUCGCGUUCGUGUGGCGGCGCCGCUGGCCGAACGCGUGGUUCCUCCUGGGCUACGCUAUUGCGGCGGGCAUGAUCGCGGGCGAGGGCCUCGGCGGGAUCGUGAAUGCGGUGUUGCAGAUCGGGAAGGUGAGCGGGAACUUGUACGGCACCGCCGUGGGGUGUCCCAUGAAUGCGUAUUGUGGAUGA
Molecule: messenger RNA, 1881 nt
Organism: Rhodofomes roseus
Lineage: Eukaryota; Fungi; Basidiomycota; Agaricomycetes; Polyporales; Fomitopsidaceae
Product: OPT oligopeptide transporter protein-domain-containing protein
Exons: 5
Coding region: 1-1881 (626 amino acids)
Cellular component (GO): fungal-type vacuole membrane
Molecular function (GO): oligopeptide transmembrane transporter activity
Source: RefSeq, a predicted model, not a curated record